Molecule: messenger RNA, 432 nt
Organism: Oikopleura dioica
Lineage: Eukaryota; Metazoa; Chordata; Appendicularia; Copelata; Oikopleuridae
Source: the annotation of a GenBank genome assembly
AUGCAGCCGGAUCUUCAUCCGAUCAAGAGAUUGAAAGAACUGACGAAUUAUACCCGCGAAUGGAUCGGAGAAAAUAUGGCUCAUCUGCCAGCGAAGUCUUCGAAAAAGUGGGAUUCGCGGUUUGUACAUUCUGAGAAGAGAAUAAAACGGGCAUUUUUGGAAUUUGUCUGCGAAUUCGACAAUACUGAUUUACCACACGGAAAGGAGGCGAUGAAUAAGGAAGCAAAACAGAAUCUGGCAAUAGGUGGCUAUGAUAAGACUCGAGCGCUCACCGGCCUGGCACAAAUCACUCAUGGCUGGCGAAACCUCUUCUCAACAUUCUACCGACAAUGCAGAAGCGAGCGAUUUGAAAAGUUCGAAUUUAACCGCAUCAAAUCCUGGUUCGAGGAACUUUCCCAGGCUCUGAUCAUGUCCCAGCGGGAUGAAUUUUGA